Paramecium tetraurelia is the source of this 609-nucleotide messenger RNA. RefSeq lists its product as uncharacterized. The transcript has 4 exons. Lineage: Eukaryota; Ciliophora; Oligohymenophorea; Peniculida; Parameciidae. The record is from RefSeq and is a predicted model, not a curated record.
AUGAACCGCAGUUAUUACAAUAAAUCCAACAGUAAUUUAACUCCUGGUAAAGCCAAGUCGUAACACGUAACUUAGAUUUAGUUAAACAUUAGCAAAUAUAUUAGAGAUUCAUCUAAUGAAAACAACAAAAGAGGUGAUAAUCUGUUGAACACAUUAAUCCAGCAGUCUCAACAAGCUAUUCAAUCAGCCAGACAAUUUAGUGUAGAUAGACCAAUCAAGACUUCUCCUAUUGAAUCGUCUCCUCACAUUCAAAAAAAAAUGAUCAGCACUUCCUAAAACUUGUAAUUAAGAAAAAGCACAGAUCAAUAACAAAGAAGCAGCGCAUAGUUUGAUAGACUACUUAAUGAAAAUACUUCAUUGCUGAUGCGUAUAUAAGAAUUAGAACAAAAAGUAAGAAAUUAAUGUUAACAAUGCAGCAAUCAGAGCAAUAAAAGAUCAUAAGAAAAUGUACUCAAAAUCACACAUUAAAACAAGGGGGAUAUAGAUGUCUUCUUGCAAUCUCAUCAUUGUAAUGAAAAUGAAAAUAGAAUAUUAAAGGAAUUAAUUAAUAGGUAAUCCUCAAUUAUGCAUAUCCCCUCAGUCAUCCAAACACUUUCACUCAUUAAAUGA